AUGUCUAUUCAUUUCUUCUUCAGAUGGAUCCUGAUGCUGCUUCUUGUAGGUUGUGCAGCAUCUGGGCAAACAGUAGGGGUGAUGGGUCUCUCUGUCACCUUACCCUGUUCCUACUCAGUUCCUGAUGAAACACAUCUCACAUCCAUGUGCUGGGGUCGUGGAGUGUGCCCUCUGAAUAGAUGUGGGCAUGAAAUCAUCUGGACCGAUGGGAGGGAAGUGACCUACCGAAGGAGCAGCAGAUACCAGUUGAAAGGGGAUCUCCUCAAAGGGGAGGUCUCCCUGACUAUAGCAAAUGUGACCGAUGCAGAUGGCGGAAUGUACUGCUGCCGGGUGGAGUGUACUGGUUGGUUUAAUGAUAAGAAAGUUAACCUACAGUUGGUGAUUGAGCAAGCCAGCAAUUCCACAGCUCUACUGCCAGCCAAGGACUUCCCUUCAGAAAUACCAACUUAUGCCUCCACGGAAGGCUUCAACUCAGCCAGCAACUCCACUACUCUAUCGUCAGUCAAGGACUUCCCUUUAGUAAUUCCAACACAUGCCUCCACGGAACGAUACAGCUCAGGUAAUGUACUGGACAGAGAUGCUCUCUUCUUGUUUCUGAGUUUGGCAGACUUCAUAGUGCGAGCAAGGCAAUAUGUGACCCGGGGUCAGCGAGCCCCUUUUAUUUCAACUCUGAGAACAGAGGUGGCAGGAUCCUCUGAAACAUCAGUUCAAAUGAAUGGGACCCAGUCCAGCAACCAGGGAGGACAGUGUUGCCCAAUAGCUGUGAAUGUAACAGUAACACAGACUUCGGAAGGCCUUCGAAAUAGAAAUCAAACAGAAAUGACAACAGCACCAGAUCUGUGGAUGACCAGCAGCAAGGGGCUAUAUAUUGGAGUCAGUGUUUUUGCAGGAGCCCUUCUCAGUCUCCUUUUAGUUAUCCUUAUUUUCAAAUGGCAUAUUCACAACCGCAAGAAGAUGCAGAGUUUAAGUUUAAUUUCACUCUAUAGCCCCCCACCCACUGGAAUACGGACCGCAAUGGAGUCAGGCAUUCAUGCGGAAGAAAAUGCAUACACCAUUGAGGAAAAUGUUUAUACCACUGAGGAAAAUGAGUUCACCACAGAGGAAAAUGCCUAUAUUAUCGAAUGAAGACCAGAGGUGCCAUCAGGAGCAAACAGCGAAUCUCUCAUCUCUAAACUUAUCCCCUUUCAAACUAGUUGAUGAUUUUCAGGGGAUGUUGCAUCUGACAGAAAACUCUGUGAACACCUAAACACAGAUGGACAAGACUGGGAUAAACGCAUGUACAAUCUACAAUUUUGACAAUGCAGAGACCUCUCUAAAACUGAUAUAUAUAUAAAAGCUCAAAGUCAACAAUCUCUAGAAUAAUGGACUGAACCAUCAGAACCCUCAAACAGUUCCUGAACUGGCAGCCACCACAUGUUGCAAUUCUUAUUAACUUGAAUUCCGUCGGACAGUAAUGUGUUCUGUGGGAUUCGCAGAUGAACUCCUGGUGACUUGGCAUCCCUUCCAGAUCCUAAAGCCCAAAAGCUAUUACUAGCAUGAAGUUUCUGUGUCAUAACUGCUUCUUUAAACUGUCACCUUUGUUGAAAACUCCAAAUUCAUUAUUCUUAGAAGCUAAUUGAUUUCUUUAUUCAUCAAAUGGCUGCUCAAGUUUCAUUUUUCCCUCUGGCUAUGACUGUUUAUUUUAUUCUACAAAAGCACAUCUUAUGACUUUCAAAGUAUGGUUUAUGACAUACUUUUCCUAAAAGACAGGAUAGCUCAUUUCCAGAAUUAUAGGGAACUAGAAAAUCCUAUUUGCCUUGGAGAAUCCAUUCACUCAGUCACUCAACAAUUCUUGUUGAGUGCCCACAGUACAUCCUAUAUAACCCCUCUGGAAAAAAGUGAUUGGUUUUAUGUGGAAGAAUAUAGUAGGAUUCAAGAAAAUUGAAUCUUACCCCAUCCUGUCUUCCAGGUGUGAAAAAUUCACCUUAGAUGACUACCCUUUGUCAUUUUAGAAAGGCAGUUCUUUUGGAAUAGUCCUGGAAUUGGCUCAUUUUCAGGCAGCUAUGAAUUUUUCUUUUCAAUUGUAGUGAUAGCUUUGGUUAGAUUGAUGUCAAAUGGUCAUUCCUAAAUAAUUCCUUAGAAUUUUCCCCCUGAGAUGUUUUUCAACUGAAAUGAAAUAUCUUCAACUAAAAUUUGGAAGAAUUUUGGAGCAAAAUUGUUUGUAACAGCUCUUGCAAGAGAUGAUAGUGUCUGCAAACAUUAAACCAAAUACUGUAAUUUCUGCUAUAAUUUGGUAGUUAUGCUCUCAAAGAAUCCCAGGUUAUGUGAA
Molecule: messenger RNA, 2308 nt
Organism: Ornithorhynchus anatinus (platypus)
Lineage: Eukaryota; Metazoa; Chordata; Mammalia; Monotremata; Ornithorhynchidae
Product: hepatitis A virus cellular receptor 2-like
Exons: 9
Coding region: 1-1125 (374 amino acids)
Source: RefSeq, a predicted model, not a curated record